AUGGACAUCAAAAAUCAUGAAAUCACGAAAAAUCACAUUAAAAAAUGGUGCAAAGAAAAUGAUGAUAGCAAGCAAAUUUGUUUUUUACAAAAUACAGAUAAUAACAAAGGUAACAAAAACCAGCCUAAAUCAUCACACAAAAAACAAAAAACAUUUUCUAAUAAACUGGAGAAAAAGAAAGAUAUUUUUUUAGACUAUAAUGUUAAAUCCUUUAAUCAUCUUGAGAAAAUAUCACUAACGCAUCUAUUCAACUUCUCAUACCCUCAAUUAUUUCAUACUUCACAAGUAGCAAUACAUUUAAAUUGCAAAAACACAAAAAAUCAGCAAAAAUCUAGAGACAGUUUUCACUAUAAGGGAAAGGAAUAUUUCAUAAAUUCUAAUUAUCGAUUUAUUGUGAAUCCAUAUGAAGAUUAUCGUGUACAAACGCUAGAUCCCGAUAUACCUAUACCUUGGAAAAACAUAUUCCAAAUACUUAUUUCACGACUUGCACAACAUAGACCAUGUCCAAUAUGUUUAGAUGAAGAUCCUAUAGCACCACGGAUAACAAAAUGUGGACAUAUUUUUUGUUUACACUGUAUUAUAUCUUAUUUUGAAAACAAAAAUGAAGAAAAUGAUAAACAUAUCAAAUGGAAAAAAUGCCCGAUAUGCUUUGAUGCUAUCUAUAUUCCAGAUUUAAAACCUAUACGAUGGUAUGAUAAUGUUUCGUCAGAAUUACCUAUUGAAGGGAAGGAAAUACUUCUUCGUUUAUUUAUACACAAACAAGGAUAUAUUUAUGCAUUUCCAUAUGAAAAUUUCUCAAAAAAUACAAGCGAAGGAGUUAUUCCAUGGUAUUUUGAACAAGAUGUUAUGGAUUAUUCUCGUAUCAUGAAAGCAUCCGAAGAUUAUAUGAUUGGCGAAAUAAAUCGUGAACUUGAGCAAUUAGAAAAAAUAAAAAACAAUGAAAAAGAACAUAUAGAAUUAGUAGAAGGCUCAAUUGAUAAAACUAUACAAUGCAUUCAACAAUCUAUAUUAUCAUUUAAAAAAAUGCUGGAUGACCAUAAAAAUCCUUGUACAACACCAAUAUCGUUGAAACAUAAGAGUAAUAUUGAAGAGCUAUCACAAGAAAUAAACAAAAAAUUGCAUAUGCAAGACAAUACAUCGAACAAUUCAACCAAACCAUCAUACGACAUACAAAAAACCAAUUCAUAUCUAUUUUAUCGACCUCAAAUAGUCGCACAUUAUUAUUUGUCUAUGCUGGAUAUCAAAAUACUUAAAGCGGCAUUCGGAGACUACAAAUUUUUCCCUCCAAACAUUAUUGCCAGGGUAGAAAAUAUAUCAACUGGCCAUGUUGUAGAUAAUCCACUGCGAAAGCGAAUAAAAUAUCUUUCCCAUUUGCCUUGUGGCUGUGAAGUCUCGUUUCUGGAAUGCGAUUGGUCAGACGUUAUCGACGAAUCGAUUCUGCACAGGUUCGAUAGUGAAAUCUGCAAGAGACGGCAAAAGAGAAGAGAAAAAAUCAUGCAAGAAUCAAAAUGUGCAUAUUUCAGAGAAAAAAACUGCCAGCCAAAACCGUGA
This is a messenger RNA of Pneumocystis jirovecii RU7, 1551 nucleotides long. RefSeq lists its product as uncharacterized. Lineage: Eukaryota; Fungi; Ascomycota; Pneumocystomycetes; Pneumocystales; Pneumocystaceae. Bases 1 to 1551 code for a protein of 516 amino acids. Gene Ontology annotation, biological process: positive regulation of transcription by RNA polymerase II. The record is from RefSeq and is a predicted model, not a curated record. The transcript has 2 exons. Gene Ontology annotation, molecular function: transcription cis-regulatory region binding; metal ion binding.